Molecule: messenger RNA, 3354 nt
Organism: Coregonus sp. 'balchen'
Lineage: Eukaryota; Metazoa; Chordata; Actinopteri; Salmoniformes; Salmonidae
Source: the annotation of a GenBank genome assembly
UUCUUAGCUAGCUAGCUAACUAGCAAGUCUGUGUCACGUGUAAAUAGGUGUGUUAUCACAAUUAACCCAAAAGCCAGCUGUUUCUUGAUGACUGACUUCCAGUUACAAAUCUAUCCAGUUGACUGUUGUCCCUUCUGCCUUUUCUCAAAAGAAUAACGUCAACAGGGAAGGAUGGCCUCCCGUAAGAAGGUGCUGCUGAAGGUGAUCAUCCUCGGAGACUCUGGGUGAGUGACCAGAAGAUCAUCAUGGUGUUUAUACAACCAGAUGUUACUAAUUUUGGAUAUUGUGUAUUAGUCAGGACCUUUCUGGCACAUGUAGUUGUGCAGGGCGUCAGCGGUUAAAGCCCUUCUCUGGCUGUUACCCUCAAUCGCUACAGUUCUUUAUGUGUAGCUAAGUGUGUGUGUGUGUGUGUGUGUGUGUGUCCCAGGGUUGGGAAGACUUCUCUGAUGAACCAGUAUGUAAAUAAGAAGUUCAGCAACCAGUACAAGGCCACUAUAGGAGCUGACUUCCUCACCAAGGAGGUGAUGGUGGACGACAGGCUGGUCACCAUGCAGGUGGGUCUUGUUUGUGUGUGCGUGCUGGUAUGUUAUUAGCCUAGUCAUGAGUGCUGGCUUGUCAUAGUGUGUUAAGUCAGAGAUUGGGCAACUCAUUCUGUGAUGAGUCAUAUGUUUUCAUUCUCUCUUUCCCUCUCUUUAUUACCUCUUACGCAUCUCUCUUCACCUCUCCCACCCUUUCCCUCUCUCUCUUUCCCCCAUGUCCUGUAAAGAGUUGUGUUGCAAAAACAGACAACUAAAUGCUAUCUUAUCUUAAUCUGUUUCCCCCCUUUCUUACCCUUUCUCUUUUUCCUCCUCACUCCGAUCCCCUCUCUCUCUCUCAUUUUGUCUCCCUCUCUGUGUAAUCACAUAUAAAAAAUGAUAGACAAAGCACUAAAAUGCCAAAAACAUAGUAAUCAACAUGUCUCUCCCCUUCUCUUCUGUCAGAUCUGGGACACUGCAGGGCAGGAGCGGUUCCAGUCUCUGGGCGUGGCGUUCUACCGUGGCGCUGACUGCUGCGUGCUCGUCUAUGAUGUCACGGCGCCCAACACCUUCAAGACGCUGGACAGCUGGAGGGACGAGUUCCUGAUCCAGGCCAGCCCCAGAGACCCAGACAACUUCCCCUUUGUGGUGCUAGGCAACAAGAUUGACCUCGAGAACAGACAGGUUGGUGUGUGUCUGUUUGUAUCUGUCCAUUGGAGAGCCAAAACAGGCAGGUGGUAGGGAGUAGGCAGUACAGUCAGACCUUGGUCAAAUGUUUGUUGUGAUUGCUACAUCCCUUAACCUUUUCAUGCGUGAGUUCCAAAUAUCUCUUAACGGUCGCCCCAGCGUGAGUUAUAAUUUUUUUAUGCGCGUGAUGUCAGAAUGCACUCACUGUUCCAAAAUGUGAUUGUUACGCAACAGGACAGUUAACCCACGUUGCCCUCAAACCAAGACACGCUGCCUGCUAAUUAUCUAUAGUCUAUGUUUCAACUUGUCAAUUUAAAGUUAUUUUCUAACAACACUUUGAAUUGAGGUGUGUUCUGCCUGCUCAUUAAUUCACACAGAAGUAGCCCAUUUCACAAUUUACGUUUGAGGCAUUACUGAGCCGGACAAACUUCUCUCUUCGAGAGCCCAAGCACAAACAUUUUCCUCCCUGGCACAUUUUCUGUCUGGCGCCCGCAUUGCGCAUUCCUAUCAAAGUGAGUGCCUUAUUACGUUAUCAUUGUAGUUUCUGAUUCUACUGUAGCACACCGUAUGUAUGGAGGAUAAUGUAUUUACUGUUUUAUUCACGUUUUCAAGUACUGGUGACAAAUCAUGCAUUCCAAUUCUUGCAUAGAUUGUAAUGGAUACAUAUGAUGUGUGUAAAAUACUAUUUUGAAGGUUAUAUCGAUUAUGAUGAGGUAAUGCUAAGCUAAUUGCCAGCUAUGUGUGGUGCCAUGUUUGUUGACAUGCAAUGCAUUCUGGUUAUCACGUAAACGUUUGUCAGACCAAAGAUGUUAUAACAAAACAAGGUGAAGAGAUGGUUCACUCGUCUUUUGAGUAAACUUCCAGAAGUGAAUGAAGGUAAACGGACCCAACUCAUCUUGUAACCUCUUAUCUUUGGCUAACGCGAAAAACAAACAUGGCGGCGCGCACAAACUACCCAUCGUCGGAAUACUUUUGAUUUUUUGAAAGUGUUUUACUCAAUUAUUUCUAUCACUGGUGAGGUCACCCGUGAUGUAAUGAAUUGUAAAUAGUAAUUGCUAUUAGCUCAUUCAUAUUAUGGUUUCUGUCAGCCGAGAGUUAGCUAAAUAUGACCGCUUGUGUUCGGUCACUCUUUCCUCAGUUAGCGCUACGACCAAAAUGUUCCCGUUUUGGAUGAGAAUUGUGUUAUGCUGUCGCUACUUCUGUGAAUGUCUGAACAUUGCAUCCAAAAAUAAACAGCUCACAUUGAGGACAUAAUGUUGUAAAGACUGUUUGUGCUAAAUGUUUCUGUGAAAAAAACUGUGGCCAGCUCAAACAGACUGUUGCGUCAAUCGUAACUGGACGUUCUAAAUAAGUGUUCUAAUCACACCGGUUUGAGCGUACGCUGCAGGGACCACUGUAGAAUGAUCACACCCAUGUGUUCGUACAUGUCAAAGGGUUAAAAGGAUGUGUAUAUGCCACAGGUAGUUCCAUGUAAAAUGAGGAAGUAUGUAUGACACAAUGGUGUUAAUAAUCUUAUGGCGUGUGUUACUGAUAUGGUGUGUUGUGUAGGUGACGACAAAGCGUGCCCAGGCCUGGUGUGCCAGUAAGAGCAGCAUCCCCUACUUUGAGACCAGCGCUAAGGAGGCCAUCAACGUAGACCAAGCAUUCCAGACCAUUGCCCGCAAUGCCCUUAAACAGGUACACACACAAAAUAUAGCCUCAAGCAGCCACAGGUAAAACAUGCCCUUACACACCGGUAGGCAGAGUGCCUCCACCUGUUCAGAAACCCCCUUUCUCUCCCUGGCUGGGAAACACCUGUUUGACUGGUUCAUUGAGGUUGCUGUGGAACUCAUGAUGUCAUAGUCAAACACUGUGUCAUCAGAGGAAUAUUGGGGGGUAAAAUUAUUGUACUUGCUGUUUGUGCACACUGUCUGUUUGUGGCUGUGUGUAAUCGUGCUCUGUGUGUCUGUAGGAGUCUGAGGUGGAGACGUAUGACUUCCCAGAACAGAUCAAACUGAGAGACGACCGGCCCUCCUCCUCCAGCGAUGGCUGCUCCUGCUGAGACCAACAACGGAUGGAUGGAGAGGAGAGAGGACCAGGAAGACAUGGGGUGCAUCUCAAUAGUAUUCCUUGUCCCCUUUACCUCCUUUGCACUGGUGUGAAAGACUGGGAC